UUCUGGCAUUCGCAUACUUCGGAUAUUGUUAUUCUCGACAAUGCCAUCAUGGUGAAGCGGGUGAGGGUGGGAGGUGAUUUGGUUAUUAUAAAGAGUAAAUGAGGGAAGGGAACUUAACAGACCAAAAGGGGGCGAUCUUAAUUCACCUAAUAGUCCUUCGUCUUCAUUUCCCCUCUUUUUCCUCCCACUCUCUUCCUCUCCAGUCUCCAUGCCGACCACAACUCUGCACCAGUUCUCGCAAUCUUUCAUUUGAUUUAAAGAAAAAAGGGAUAGAAAUCUCGAAACAACCAAAAUGCUGUGCUCGAUCUCGACCUCGAGGUCGAGCUCCAACUGGCUCGAUCGCCUCCAUACCUCCAAGGGCUUCUCUAUCCCCGCCGACCUCGAUCUCGACCACUUCCUCUCCUCCAACCCUAACCCUGACCCCAACACGAAUUCUUGCUUUCCUCCUCUUCCUCCUCCUGAGACUCGGCCCUCCGAUGCGUGGCGGAGGCAGCCGCAUCCGUCGCCACCGGUCUCCGCCGCGGGGAACAAAACUGCCGGCGGGAAGGAGCAGAUUUUCGAUCUGAUGGGCUCCGCCUUGGCGGAGCUCUUCAUCAUGGGGGAUGGCUCCGCCCCCGCAACCCUAAGGGCGAGCAAGAAGAGCGCCCGGAAGCAGCCCAACCCUAAGGCCUGCGUCCCUUCCAUCUCGGCGAGUAUCGGCGGCAACUUCUUGGCCGGGGCGCCGGCGGCUUGCCGCGUUACUCCGGCGACUUCGCCGUCGAGCGCUGAGAACAGCGUCGCGGAGGCCAAGAAGAGCCGGACGAAGGCAAGAAGGAAGCGGGGGACGGCAGGAAGUCCUGUCGAGUCGGAUUUGUCGACGUACUCGAAGACGGAGGUGACGGUUAUCGACACGAGCUCCCCAGGUUGGAAGUCGGAGAAGCUCAUCUUUAGGAAGGGGAUCGUGUGGAAGGUCCGGGAUAAGAAACUAUGGAAUGUAUGCAGGAAGAAGAGGAAGCUGGGUCUGGUGGAGAGAUUGAUCAGUGAGAAGGAGAAGGAGCAGCCGUUGAUUGACAUGAAAGUUCCGGCCGGGAAGGAGCAUUCAAGAUCAGUAGAUGAGGGAGGAGCUCAUGCUGAAAAGAGAGAUGCUUCAAAUGAGUCUGAUGAUCAAAUUCAAAUCCCUAAAAGAAAGCCAAAAUUUUCAAGAUCACCGCGUGUUCCAGCAGCCAAAGAUUCUUCUGUUUACUGUUUACAAGUUAGUACAAGCAGGAAAAAUGGCUUGUCAUGUCCCAGAGGUACUCCAAAAGGAUUAUGAGACUGAAGUGUUUUUGGGAGAUUACCAUUAGGAGGGUUUUGGAGAGCAAUUCUUUGUUUUCUGCAUCUUGAAGAAAUGCAGACUGCUCUCUGCAGGAAAAUGUAUGAGCAAGGUGGUUCAUGAAUCACUCGUUUCAUUAGCUCUAAACUAGUAGCAAGGCAUGAGAAGCUGUUCAUUGCCUCAAAGCAGUGGAUUUUGAGCGAAUUCAUUUCACAAAAAUGUCAGGAGUGUCAAAGCUAUGACAUAUGCCUGUUCUGGAUCACAUUCAUCCAUUUAAUGCCCAUUUUCUAUGAAUUAUCAGGCUGUUUCAAGUUUUUAGGUCAGCUGACUUGGUCAUUGUGGUGCUUCAUGCCUAAUCGUCGUUUUCUCUUUUUUUCUUCUGUUUUGGAUUAAGGGGAUGCCAUUGAUUUUCAUCUACAGAUCCUGACUUUAGACCUAGUAUGAGUAACUCCAUUAGUGAUCACUGAGCUUCUGGACAUUGCUUCCUUAUCCUAAAGGAAUUUUUAAGUAGCGAGAUGUCACGAUUCUGU
Elaeis guineensis (African oil palm) is the source of this 1821-nucleotide messenger RNA. RefSeq lists its product as uncharacterized. NCBI's taxonomy places the organism in Eukaryota, Viridiplantae, Streptophyta, Magnoliopsida, Arecales, Arecaceae. The record is from RefSeq and is a predicted model, not a curated record.